Molecule: messenger RNA, 3000 nt
Organism: Salvelinus fontinalis (brook trout)
Lineage: Eukaryota; Metazoa; Chordata; Actinopteri; Salmoniformes; Salmonidae
Product: polypeptide N-acetylgalactosaminyltransferase 6-like
Exons: 11
Coding region: 163-2031 (622 amino acids)
Cellular component (GO): Golgi apparatus
Source: RefSeq, a predicted model, not a curated record
UAUAGAUAACUACGUCGCAGUUUUGAAUAAUUUUACAAAGAAGAGAUAAAAGACAAGAAAAAGUUGCUAGAAUCCUGAAAUUUGGACUUGAAGUAGGCUACAUCUGGGUGGUCUGGUUUUCAGCUAAAAAGCCCUGCAAUCUUUCUCUGGUACGCAGGCACAAUGCGUGCAUUCUCCCGCCGUCACACCCUUCCCUUUAAGCUUGCCAUUCUAGCGGGCUCCCUCUUCCUGGUCCUACUGCUUGUCAUGCAGUACGACGUGGGAGGUGGGACUUCCCCUGAACCCUGGCUCCGAGAGCUGUCGAACAAACAGUCACAGGUGAUGGGUGUGGUCAGAGGUGCUGUGUCAAAUAUGGGCUUCCAGAUUGGUGCCCCCCUGCCCCUUCCCUCAGAGCGUGGGACCAACUCCUUUGAUCCCCGCUGUCCACCUGGGUUCUACAGCAUAGAUGAGCUUCAACCUCACCUGGAGAGGCCCUUACAGGACCCAGAGGACCCCGGAGCCUACGGCCGACCGUUUGUGAUGGGUAGGAUGACCCCUGCAGAGAUUAAAGAGAAGCAUGAUGGGCUGACCAAAAAUUGUUUCAACCAAUUUGCCAGCGACCGUAUCUCUCUUCACCGCAGCCUGGGAAAUGACACACGCCACCCAGAUUGUGCAGGUCAAAGGUUCCGGCGCUGCCCUCCUCUCCCCACCACCAGUGUGAUCAUCGUGUUCCACAAUGAGGCGUGGUCCACCCUCCUGCGGACAGUUUACAGCGUCCUGCACACUGCUCCUGCCUCCAUGCUCACAGAGAUAUUACUGGUGGAUGAUGCUAGCACAGACGAUCACCUGAAGUCUCGUCUGGAUGAGUAUGUCCUGCAGCUGAAGAUUGUGCGUGUGCUACGACAGCGGGAAAGGAAGGGGUUAAUCACUGCCAGGCUACUGGGGGCACAGACGGCUCAAGGAGAGAUUCUCACCUUCCUGGAUUCCCACUGCGAGUGCUUCAAUGGCUGGCUGGAACCCCUCCUGGCUCGGAUCGUGGAGAAACCCACUGCUGUGGUCAGCCCUGAGAUAGUCAUCAUCGACCAAAACAACAUGAAGUUCACCAAACCCCUCGCCACAGCUCGUGCCCGUAACCGUGGAAACUUUGACUGGAGCCUUAUCUUUGGGUGGGAACAGAUCCCUGAGGAAGACCAAAAGCAACGCAAGAAUGAAACUUAUCCUGUCAGGACUCCUACCUUUGCAGGUGGUCUGUUCUCUAUUUCUAAGACUUACUUUGAGCACAUUGGGACCUAUGAUGACAAGAUGUUGAUCUGGGGAGGUGAGAAUGUGGAGAUGUCCUUCAGGGUGUGGCAAUGUGGAGGCCAGCUGGAGAUCAUACCCUGCUCAGUGGUGGGACAUAUAUUCCGCAGUAAGAGCCCUCACACCUUCCCCAACGGCAGGUCGGUGAUUGCCCGCAACCAGGUGCGCCUAGCCGAGGUCUGGAUGGAGGACUACAAGCAGAUCUUCUACCGCAGGAACAAGAAGGCUGCCACCAUAGCCAAAGAGAACACAUAUGGUGACAUCUCUGAACGCCUCAAACUCAAAGAGAAGCUAAGCUGCAAAAACUUUACAUGGUACUUGCACAACGUUUACCCCGAGGCCUAUGUUCCAGACUUCACCCCUGUCAUGUUUGGAGCGCUCAAGAACUCUGGCUCGAAGACAUGCCUGGAUGUGGGAGAAAAGAAUAAGGGUGGGAAACCGGUUAUCUUAUACACAUGCCACAACAUGGGAGGAAAUCAGUAUUUUGAGUACACAUCCCACCAGGAGCUUCGUCACAACAUACGUAAGCAGCUGUGUCUACAUGCGACCCCCGGGGCAGCGCUGGUGUCCAUAAAGCUCUGCCGCCUGAAGGGCAAAGGAACCACAGUGGCCCCCGAGCAAGUGUGGCAUUUCACACCGGGUUCUCGCCUUAAGAAUCCCUCCUCGGGCAAAUGCUUGACUGUAGACAGAGGUGAAGUGGUGAUGAGUAGCUGUGACUUGACCAAUCUCAGCCAACACUGGGUCCUCAGCUGACCAAUGGGAUCCAGGGAGGAAGGAGGAUCACUUACAUCAUCCAUUACAUUUGGGUGCCCUUCCCUUUUUGAUGACAACACAUGUAUUUCUGAAAUAUGGGACCCUGUGCAGUUUGACUCAGUAUUUUGUUAUUUCUUAAUUUACUAAAGGAGAAGUUGAAAAGUUUGAGGCUUUUUAAUGUUUUAUUCUAGAGGAUCCCGAUUUAGAUGAAUUUGUAGAAGUUUCUGUUUGAUGUUUUUACACUUUAAAAUUUGUUUGAAAUUCUUUAAUCAUUAGGCCAAAGGGCAUAGAUAGUACCAGUCAAGGUUGAACACUUACUCAUUCAAGGGUUUCUUUUUUUACUAUUUUCUACACUGUAGAGUAAUAGGUAAGAUGACUAAGAAAUAACACAUGGAAUUAUGUAGUAGACAAAAGUGUUAAUUUGAGGUUCUUCAAAGUAGCCACCCUUUGACAGCUUUGCACACUCUUAGCAUUCUCUCAACCAGCUUCAUGAGGAAUGUUUUUCUGACAGUCUUGGUGGAGUUUCCAUAUAUGCUUUUCCUUCCCUCUCAUCUCAUCCCAAACCAUCUCAAUUGGGUUUAGGUUGGGUGAUUGUGAAGGCCAGGUCAUCUAAUGCAGCACUCAAUCACUCUCCUUGUUCAAAUUAUUUUUCCCACUAAGCGCAAUCCAGAUGUGAUGGUGUAUUGCUGUAGAAUGCUGUGGUAGCCAUGCUGGUUAAGUUUGCCUUGAAUUCUAAAUAAAUCUGACCACGUCACCAGCAAAGUACCCCCCCCAGCUCCUCCAUGCUUCUAGGUGGGAACCACACAUGCAGUGAUUCUCCGUUCACCUAUUGUCUCAAAGGCACGGCGGUUAGAACCAAAAAUCUCUAAUUUGGGCUUAUCAGACCAAAGAACAGAUUUAAACUGGUCUAAUGUCCAUUGCUUGUGUUUCUUGGCCCAAGGGAACUCUAUUCUUAUUGGAGUCCUUUAG